AUGGCUCCAGUCAACUUGUCUCAUCGAAGGACGCAUAAUUUGCUUCUGAUCUCGAAGCUAUUGAGCCUAAGGGAUACGGCCUCCCCGCUCACGCUCCUGCAGGAUUCAUUGGAGCAACCCGCCACACCCCUCAUCAAGGAGUAUAUUAGGCGCGCUAAGCUCUCCAAGGUGCAUGUCACCUUCGUUGCAUUUGAAACAUUGAAGAAACCGGAUGGAGUCGAUGCAUUUGUAUCAACCCGUCGAAAGAGUCCAGCCGAAAUUGCCAAGGAGGUUGCAUCAGUUUAUCAGCCUGCCGCAGCGACGGGGCCAACACGGCGCCGUCUUAUUAUAAUCGAUGCGAUCAACCCUCUCCUAAGCUCGAGGAGAUUGGACCCUGGGUUCCACCUCCCAUCUUUCCUCGGCUCCUUUAUCGCACCUUCAGGUCCAUCGGCUGGCAAGGCUGAAGCUUCGCUGGUGGUGACAUAUCACCAAGAUGUCCCUGCCCUGCCUCAGCAGAAUCCGUACUCAUCACCGCCGUUGUCAGUCUUGACCUAUCUUGCGACAAGUAUUAUCACCCUUCAUUCAUUCUCCCACAUCCUAGCUCAAAAGGCCGCCCGUGAUCGCAGUUUGGCUGCUCCGGUAUUCGGCCUCGAGGAAGAACAAGACGGUGUCCUUCUUGGCCGACUGGAUAAGCUGGCUGGCACCGGCGCCGCAGAGGGUAUCGUGCUGGAGCUUGAGCACCGGCGCAAGAGUGGGCGUGGAGUUUUGGAAUGGUAUCUCCUCCCCCCUGCAUCGAGGUAUUCUCCUCAGUACGUGAAAGAGGUCGUUACAUUACUGGAUGACAAUAUCCUGUACAAUCCUCCUAUGGAACCGGAUACAAACCCCGAUGAUGACGAACCCAAGUCGACAUUCGAGCUGGGUCUAACAGACCGACAGAGGCGGGACAGAGAGGGUGUCGUCUUGCCAUAUUUUGAUGCUCAGCAUGGAGACGGUCCUGGUGAAGGAGGUCGGAUUCUCUACGACAUGGGUGAAGAAGACGACUUUGACGAGGAAGAAGAUGAGAUCUAG
Messenger RNA from Penicillium cataractarum, 1047 nucleotides. RefSeq names its product Elongator subunit IKI1. Lineage: Eukaryota; Fungi; Ascomycota; Eurotiomycetes; Eurotiales; Aspergillaceae. Gene Ontology annotation, molecular function: tRNA binding. The transcript is spliced from 3 exons. Bases 1 to 1047 code for a protein of 348 amino acids. The record is from RefSeq and is a predicted model, not a curated record. Gene Ontology annotation, biological process: tRNA wobble uridine modification. Gene Ontology annotation, cellular component: elongator holoenzyme complex; nucleus; cytosol.